Bufo gargarizans (Asiatic toad) is the source of this 1172-nucleotide messenger RNA. RefSeq names its product grancalcin (gene GCA). NCBI's taxonomy places the organism in Eukaryota, Metazoa, Chordata, Amphibia, Anura, Bufonidae. The transcript has 8 exons. The record is from RefSeq and is a predicted model, not a curated record. Gene Ontology annotation, molecular function: calcium ion binding. The coding region runs from base 135 to 758 and encodes 207 amino acids.
UUGACAGAAGGCUGCUUGUGGUACAUUCCUUGCACUUCCCAGAUUGGAGAUAACACGUAGUAAGUGCAGCUCGGCGCUACUCUCCGUACAAACCGAAUUAUAACGGCCCCGGAUCGUCCGCCUGCAGCCGGAGAAUGGCGUAUCCUGGAUACGGAGGGCCGUAUGGAAACAUGAACCCACAAAUGGGAAUGAUAGGGCAGACAAUGGCACCGAAUCUACACGGCGGCUUCUAUGGACAACCCCAGUAUGCUGCAAGCGAUCCGAUGUGGAGCUACUUCACAGCAGUGGCUGGACAGGAUGGUGAAAUUGACGCUGAAGAACUGCAGAGAUGUUUAACCCAGGCUGGAGUUAGUGGCACCUAUUCCCCCUUCAGUCUAGAGACCUGUCGGGUUAUGAUUGCCAUGUUGGAUAUGGACCAUACUGGCAAAAUGGGAUUCAAUGAAUUCAAAGAGCUCUGGGGUGCAUUAAAUGCCUGGAAACAAAACUUCUGUGCCAUUGAUCGUGACAGAAGUGGAACGGUGGAGCCUCAUGAGAUGAACCAGGCCAUACUGUCUAUGGGGUACAGAUUAAACCCACAAACCCUGAAUGUUCUAGUGAAGCGUUACAGUAAGAACGGCAGGAUAUACUUUGACGACUAUGUGGCGUGCUGUGUCAAGCUCCGGGCUUUGACAGACGUUUUUCGACGAAGAGAUGCCUUGCAGCAAGGAAUGGUCAGCUUUAUGUAUGAUGAUUUUUUGCUGACCACAAUGGCCCUCUGAAUACCCAUGAAGAACAUCAUGCCAAACAUGUGAAUUCUACAAGGAAGGAACCAAGUGUAUCUGUUGUAUACUUUAGUAGCCGAUAACGUACAUGCGACAUAAGUGCUGAAGCCUAAUGCGUUAACUUAUUUUGUAUUUGUAUACUAGGGCACAGGGGUCACUGUAAUAAAAUGUAAUGUCACCCUCGCGGAUCUGAUUUUCUUCCCAUUAUGGGUAUAAAAGCCAUUAUUUUGUUUUACGCAUAAAAAGUGCCUGCUUGUAAUACGUUAUUAUGUUAGAAGGGAAAUUGCUGUCACUUCUCUCCUUUUUUUGAGUGUUUUGUUUUUGGGCUUUUCCAUAUAAUAUUUUAAUCAUGUAUUCAGACCGAUGCACAACUUUACAAUGGAACAAAUAAACAUUUUUUAUAUACCGGUA